GGGCAGUCUGGGUGAGAUUGCGUCAGUCUUCAGGUGAAUUCGUUGAGGUGAAGAACGUGAAUCGUCUUCGUGAGCACUGACGAUAAUAUACCGUUAAACCGUGUCCAAUUGAUACGUGGUUGUGGAUCUUUUUUUAGUUCCUUCUGCAGGAACAAAUUUAAUUUAGGUGCUUUUGUAUGAUAAGAAUUCUUUGAGUGCAAAGUGCAAAGAGAUUCGUAAGUAGGAUGUACCUGGGUCAGGAGGAAGUGAAGUGAAGACAUAGCCCCAGUUCAUUCGAAGUAUUCUCGGUGGGGCCCCCCAGUUGUAACGGUAUACCCCGAUGUCGUGUACCAUAAACAGCAACAUAAGCAACAGUAUAGAAUUCCAAGUGACUUCCAUUUGAUUCUCACAGUGAAGACAGAUUAUCCUGGAGCAAGGAUAACUAUUUAGAAAGGAUUUUUGGGGGAAGUUUUGUUGCAGUGGACAAAGUGACUGAAAGAAAAUGCAAAAAUUAUUUGUGAUUGUAUUAAUUUGUGCUGGUUCAGUAGCUGGUCAAGAUGAAUCUCUAGCUGGGAGUUUCCUCUCAGGUCUUCUCGACACAAUCACAAGUACGGCAGAUUCAAAAGACUGCCCAGGAGUGUGUGUCCACACUCUGGCCACUCUCAUCUGCUACGAGGUGUUGGAGGAUGUACCGUGUCCCUCUCCUAGCAUGAGAUGCUGUCUUGAGAGCGCACCAGACGACAGUAAGACCACCGAGGCACCCAAGAUUGCAUCUACAACAUCCACCACAACCACCCAAAGAACGACGACGGUGUCGAAGAAUAAAAAGGACAAGGAGGACAAGAACAAGGCUUGUCCGGGUGUUUGUGUGGCUGAUCAUAUAGCAGAGUACUGUGAGGCAUAUCUCAAGACGCCCGAUUUAUGUAAAACAGGUUCCAAGUGCUGCGUCUCACGUGAUAUCUAUCCAGAUAAACCGCCAGCUGAUUUAUAUGUUCCCAGUCAUGUUGUGAAGCCGACAACGGGCAGACCAAAUUCUGGCACACACAAAGUAGAAUCACAGCAUAAAACCACCACCGAACCACCGCGCCAGAAGACCAACAGUCCAGUUAAGAAUGGGAAGCCGCCCAACAAGUACAACAAAAUAACAUCUGGGAAUCGCAAUCCAGAGAAAGAAGCCCCAGCGAGUAAGCCUCAAUCCAAGGCAUGUUCCGGAGAGUGUGUUAGCGGGCUAUUUGCCCUCUUUUGCGAUGAUAUCGAUGCAGAGGCUUAUUGUCCCGGGGAAGGGAGUUGCUGUAUCACAAAUAGUGGAGAAGAUGAUCGUGUUCAGACAACUACUCCACGUAUUACCACACCUCCACCACCACCGAGAUGCCCAGGAUUCUGUCUCCUUAACAUUAUGGCAGCAUUCUGUGAGCGCCCAUCCGUUAUCAUACCUAGAACAUCCACGUGCAAGCAGGGAUCAGUUUGCUGUGAUAACACCCGAGCAGCCACAACAUCACGACCACGGCCACAGUCACGACGACCAGUUACACAACCACCAACGACCACAACAACCACUACUCAAGCACCUGAUCCACGGGAACCAUGCCCCGGAUCCUGCAUAGUGGGCCUAUUGAGUUUCACAUGCUUCCGCAAUGCUGAAUUAACUGACUUGUUUAAAUGCAAAAAGAGCGGUACGCAUUGCUGUGCACCAAAGAGUCGCAUCCAGGAAGUACAAAAUGCCAUGGCUAGGAAUGAAACUGUCGGCAUGUACAACAAUGGUCCACAACCACCGUAUCCUCCGCCCUAUGGUGCUGCCACACCAAUGCCACCAAAUUACCCUGCAUCCCCAGUUCCAGGACCUGCAAUUGCAACAACAAACAACUACGAGGUGCCUGCUCCGACAUCAACCACCUCCAGACCACCAAUCUAUUCAAAAUACGUCUGUGGUGUUAAGGGUACUAGUCGUACAGGACGAAAGGCUGAACCAUUGCGUGAUAAGCGACAUAUAAACGGUACGAGCUACAUUAGCCAUCCUGGCAAAAAGACAGGGGAACGUCUUCAAUUGGGCCAUGAUAUCACACCCUAUCAAAUUAGUCAGGAUCUCGUGCAGUAUGCCGAUGUUCCCCCAGGUGGCAACUUUACGCGACAAGGUAGGAGACGAGGACGUGUUGUGGGUGGAGAGGAUGGAGACAAUGGCGAAUGGUGCUGGCAGGUUGCUCUCAUUAACUCACUCAAUCAGUACCUAUGUGGAGCCGCUCUCAUUGGAACACAGUGGAUCCUAACUGCUGCUCACUGUGUCACCAACAUUGUUCGUUCAGGAGAUGCAAUAUACGUUCGUGUGGGAGAUUAUGACUUAACGAGAAAAUAUGGAAGUCCAGGAGCUCAAACCCUCCGGGUAGCCACAACUUACAUCCAUCAUAAUCACAAUAGCCAAACUCUGGAUAACGAUAUUGCCCUUCUCAAGCUUCACGGACAAGCUGAAUUGCGAGAUGGUGUGUGUCUUGUGUGUCUCCCAGCACGAGGAGUUAAUCACGCAGCUGGUAAACGUUGCACAGUCACGGGAUAUGGUUACAUGGGCGAAGCUGGCCCUAUCCCCUUAAGGAUUCGUGAGGCUGAAAUUCCCAUUGUGAGCGAUGCUGAAUGCAUCAGGAAAGUGAAUGCAGUCACAGAGAAGAUCUUCAUUUUGCCCGCCUCUAGUUUCUGUGCUGGAGGAGAGGAGGGCAAUGAUGCAUGCCAAGGAGAUGGUGGAGGACCUCUUGUUUGUCAGGACGAUGGAUUCUUUGAAUUGGCUGGUUUGGUAUCCUGGGGCUUUGGUUGUGGUCGUGUGGAUGUUCCGGGUGUUUAUGUAAAAGUCUCCUCAUUUAUUGGAUGGAUUAAUCAAAUUAUCAGUGUCAACAACUUGUGAUCACUCUAUACACAAACAAAAAAACACACAUCUGCGAUGAAAAAAUUGUCCUCUCUGUAAAUGCUGUAAAUUGCACUACCUGCAGCCCUAUGUCACACACAAGAAAACUUUAAAAGACUUGAAUUAUUUAUUUUAUUUCAUAACAUGUCUUUUCCAAUAAAAAGGAAUUAAAUUUA
Lutzomyia longipalpis is the source of this 3042-nucleotide messenger RNA. RefSeq names its product protein masquerade (gene mas). Lineage: Eukaryota; Metazoa; Arthropoda; Insecta; Diptera; Psychodidae. The coding region runs from base 482 to 2866 and encodes 794 amino acids. Gene Ontology annotation, biological process: proteolysis. The record is from RefSeq and is a predicted model, not a curated record. The transcript is spliced from 7 exons. Gene Ontology annotation, molecular function: serine-type endopeptidase activity.